This is a messenger RNA of Struthio camelus australis, 4223 nucleotides long. Lineage: Eukaryota; Metazoa; Chordata; Aves; Struthioniformes; Struthionidae. The record is from RefSeq and is a predicted model, not a curated record.
GCUGCCUACUACGCUCGUGUCGGCAGCUUUGCCCCCACAGCGGAAAGGACCAAGGUGGGCUACUGCAGUAAGCAGUUUUUCCCCUGUUUUGCCACCUCAAGGUCAAGCUCUCCUACUUACUGUCAGCAGCUUUUUGAAAGGAGGUUGCUGCAGGAAAGACCUUCCACAGAAAGUAUUUUAUUGCCUGUGCAGUGAAACAGCUUGGAUGUGCAGAGUCAUGAAUAUAUGAAGUAAUCUGGAAUACAGAGGGAAAAUUUAGUGGAAUCCCAUCUUCAGCAGAAUUCUUUAUUGUGCUGUCAACAGCUAGCUUCAAAGUCAUGCUAAGAAUUUUGUUUUCUCCUGUUACCCUAUAGAGAAUCAAGUCCCAAAUACCAUUUGGUGUGCUGUAGUGUUGGUUGGAGUUAGUAAGAAAAGAACUGCUUGCCAAGCAUGUGUCUGCAUGCUGUCAGAUCUGCUUUUCUUAAAGGGAGAAAAACCUUUCUAGUUCAUGUUUGUGUCUUAUACUUGACUGUAUUGCAAAGGAAGUGAUGGUAGUGUUGGGAUUUGGUUAUAGGUAGCCUUAUUUUUCACCUAUAAAUAGGUUCUAGCAUAACUGAGGUGGUGUAAAGAGAGUGGGAUAACUUCUUUCCUUCUGCUUUGCUUGCUUUUUAUUAUGCUGUUUAUGUAGGGCAAGACCCUAGGGUAGCUUUGAUCUUGUUACCGCACAUUCUUUGUGGCCCAGUGUUAUAAACAUGAAUAAACUUCUUAAUUCAUGCCACUAGAUGGAACUGGCCUGUGCUUAUAGAUACUUGUUUAAAUGUGAAUUCCAUAUUGACUAUUGACAAAAUGAAUUACUAGCUCUCUGUGGAAGCUUGGCUUUUACCCUCUCAGAGUAGUGUUUUAUAGGCUGCUUUGUUUUUUAUGCAAUGUGUUUUAAAAGAGAAGUGGUAUGUUGCCAAUUCCUUCCAGGUUUGGCUUUUAUUUUUUAUGUUGCCUUGCCUGUAUAUUAGUUAGAAUGCUAUUUAUUACGUUCCUGCCUUUAAACCACCGUGAGUCUUUUGGUGAUGUGCACACGUCUGUCUUUCUACAAGGGGGUAGACAGUCUGCUUUCUUAAAUUUCACUUCACGUUAUCUCUUGUACCUUUUUUGAUGUUCGAGGUUGAAGUGUGCAAGUUCCUUUCUAGAUGAACCAGAUUUGCCAAUGGAGAAUGCUGUCCUUACAGUAGUUUUAUGGCUUAUCAAUUGCUUUUGGAUGUAAAAGCAGUUCUUCAGGUGGCAUUGGGCAAAGCAUCAAGUGAGCUGUUUGGCAUCAAUUUGGCAAAAGACUUCUGUUCCUCUUGCUAGCCUGAUUGCCAUGCCUGGGCAUUGAUGCUUCUGGGUGCAACUGUUUAAAAUGGCAGAGAGAGGCGGAAAUGAAGAGGUAAUUCACUUAAACAGUUUCCGUAGCCACAGAGGGAAAGACUGGAUAAACCGCAGAGAUGAAGGUCUUAUCACAAUAUCGGAUUCCUCAGAUGAAGAAUUACCUUUGUUGCUGGAAACGCCAGCCCAGCAACGGCAUGAGGAAGAUGAUGAUGAUGUAGUCAUCUUGGCAGAGACCCCAAAACAUCAGCAACUUCUGCGUCCUAAUGUCAUCAGACCUGCUGCUCAGUGGCAGGGGGCAAACGCUGUAGGAGAAGGAGGCUCUAAAGGUGCUGUAGGGCCCUUGAGGAGCAUAUAUCUGCAAGAUGAGAUCUCAACUCUGCUGUGCCAGAGAGACCAGUAUAAUCGUAUGGUGGAGAACCCUGCUGGACCAAGCAGGGAUGAGAAUAUGAACCUUGCCUUGCAGCAGCCCGGACCCUCGGAGCCUAAUGCCCCCACAUUUGAAAUUAGGAGCAACCAGGAGCCUGGGCCAAGAUUUUUUCCAGUAAUAAAGACAAGUCCGCCACUUGUUGACAGGGGAAUCAUUAAUCUGGAGAAAGCAGACUUUCCACCACAAGCAGAGGAAAAGGUGGAAGCCCAGGGCAGGCAAGGAGAGGACUCAGAGCCAGAGCUUCUAGAAAACCUCAGAGGAACAGCUGCUGCAACCCCUGCAGGUGGGCAGGUGAUCCAAGAGAACAGCAGAUUGGAUCACCCAUACAUCCAGCCAUUGGAAAGCGAGCCGCACGCUGUAGUAAAUGGCUGUGCUCCUCAGCAAGGCCAGCCUGAAGCAGACCCAGGAUCUCUGAGGGCUUAUGGAGAGGAGGCUCCUGGGCCAGCCUUCCCCAGACCUGAACCACAGCAAGAUGGGAUUCCAGGUCCUGCUUCACCUCAGCCAGCUCAUCCACCAGAAGAAACGAGGGGUCAGCAGGCAGCAAUGGACAAUGAGCAGCCAGGUCCAGCAUUCCCUGGACGGAGCUCACAUGAACUUGUCUCUAGUAAUGUGCCAGAACAAGGAGCUGCUGGGCAGGACCAAGACCUCACUGCACUGCUCAUCAGAGAGACGGAAGCAAGAUUUCCAGAUGUGAAGAAGGAAUAUAUUGAAGAGCUAAUCAGCCUGAAGAACUGCUAUGACUUAAAUGUACUUUGUAACUUUCUCCUGGAAAAUCCAGAUUACCCAAAGAAGGAAGGCAGAGUGGUUUUAAAUCCCAGCAGCAGCCUGCUUGCCAGCCAAGAUGAGACAAAGGUGCCUAAAGUGGACUACUUUGAUUUUUCCAAACUUGCCCCACUUGAUCAGCGGUGCUUUAUUCAAGCAGCUGACCUCCUCAUGGCAGACUUCAAAAUGCUGAGCAGCCAGGACAUUAAGUGGGCACUACAUGAACUCAAAGGACACUAUGCAAUUACGCGAAAGGCCUUUUCUGAUGCCAUCAAGAAAUGGCAGGAGCUCUCUCCAGAAACCAGUGGGAAAAGAAAAAGGAGGAAAGAAAUGAAUCAGUUUUCAUAUAUAGAUUUCAAAUUUGAGCAAGGUGAUGUGAAAAUUGAGAAGCGGAUGUUCUUCCUGGAGAAUAAGAGACGGCACUGGAGGUCCUAUGACCGGCUCUCACUUCUCCCACCGGUGCUACUAGAACAGGAAUUCUAUGAGCAGAAAGUUAAAGAGAUGGCAGAGCAUGCGGACUUUCUCCUUGCUCUGCAGAUGAACGAGGAGCAGUAUCAGAAGGACGGCCAGAUGAUAGAGUGCCGCUGCUGUUAUGGGGAGUUUGCAUUUGAAGAGCUAACACAGUGUGCAGAUGGUCACUUGUUCUGCAAGGAGUGCCUAAUUAAAUAUGCUCAGGAGGCAGUCUUUGGCUCUGGGAAGUCAGAGCUCAGCUGCAUGGAAGGGAGUUGCACGUGUUCAUUCCCCACCAGCGAGCUGGAGAAGGUGCUUCCGGAGAACAUCCUCUGUAAAUACUAUGAGCGGAAAGCUGAGGAGGAGGUGGCUGCUGCCUGUGCAGAUGAGCUCGUCAGGUGUCCAUUUUGUAACUUCCCAGCUCUACUGGACAGACCUAAUCCCCGCUGCAGAAAGGAAACAUGUCGAAAGUGUCAGGGGCUGUGGAAGGAGCACAUGAACCUCACCUGUGAGCAACUGGCUGAGAAGGAUGACAUCAAAUACAGGACAUCUAUAGAAGAAAAAAUGACGGCUGCUCGAAUUAGGAAAUGCCACAAGUGUGGGACUGGCCUAAUUAAAUCAGAGGGUUGCAACCGCAUGUCCUGUCGUUGCGGUGCUCAGAUGUGCUACCUCUGCCGCGCCGCCAUUAACGGGUAUGACCACUUCUGCCAACACCCCCGGUCGCCCGGGGCACCCUGCCAGGACUGUGCAAAGUGCUCUCUCUGGACAGAUCCCACGGAAGAUGAUGAGAAGAUAAUCCAAGAGAUUCAGAAAGAGGCUGAAGAGGAGCAAAGGAAGAAAAACGGAGAGAACAGUUUCAAGCGGAUUGGCCCUCCUGUGGAAAAGCCCAUGGAAAAGAUCCAGAGAGUUGAAGUCAUCCCCAGACCUGUUCCUCAGAACCUCCAUCAGCCCCGAAUGCCUCCUUACCCCUUUGUGCACCCUCCCUUCCCGCUACCUCCUGUCCGUCCCAUUUACAAUAACAUCCCCCUCAACAUAGGCCCUAUCCCCGCCCCCUAUGUGCCCCCUUUGCCUAACAUGAGGGUGAACUAUGAUUUUCCCCAGAUCAACGUUCAGCUGGAGCACAACUUGCCUAUGCACUUUGGCCCUCAGCCUCGGCACCGGUUCUGACCUGGUUCAAAUAGCACUUGGAGUAGAGUCACUGCAGGGCAAAGACCCCCCCCCCCCCCCCCCCCCCACCACCCCC